AACCCUAAAUUUCUCAGAAUCAUCAUUGCAUCUUCUUCCUUGUUAAUUUGGUGAGUUGUUACUUGUUCGACGCAGAUGACGCAAACCAGUACCGAUGCACGCCUUGAAGCACUCGAGAAGAGCCAUGAGAAACUGACCGCGGACACAAAUGCUCGUUUAUACGCCAUUGAAGUGGCUCUAAGCACCUGGACUGCGAUAUUUGAGGCAUCGAGAGCAACUGCCACAAACCAACAUCCAGGGUAUGAUCAAUACGGCGUCGUCCCCCUUCUUCAGCAUACAAAGCCCUCUCUCGCGGUAACCCACCCUCGUAGCAACCCUAAGGUUUUUUUCGAAUUUACCGUCGGCGGCAGUCCAGCUGGUCGGAUCGUGAUGGAGCUCUACGCGGACACGACCCCGCUAACCGCGGAGAACUUCAGGGCACUUUGUACCGGCGAGAAAGGCAUAGGAAAUAUAUUUGGUAAGCCACUCCACUACAAGGGAACCAUCAUCGACCGUAUUUGCCCAGGUUUCAUGUGGUGUGGUGGAAAUAUCGUUCGCGUGCGUGGAGAGGAAGGCGAAUCGAUAUACGGCGGAGUAUUCCCGAACGAGAACUACAUCAAGAGGCACGACCGUCCUGGUGUCCUCUCCAUGGCCGUCGGUGAUCCACACACCAACGCAUCUCAAUUCCAGAUUGUCUUGGAAGAGUUCUCGUUGCUCGAUGGUGUGCACGUCGUGUUCGGCCAAGUCAUUGAAGGAUUCGACGUGAUUAGGAGGAUUGAAGACGAGGUCGCAAGUACGAGGAACCGAAUCCCUUCGAAGCCCGUGGUUAUCGCAGACUGUGGUCAGCUUUGAGACAGAGAGAUUUGAUUCAUCCUAUGACUACAAUAUAAUGGUGGCUUUCUUGUGUUUAAUUAUGUCUGGUCUGUCUUGUUCUUAGGUCGUUUGGAUUUUGAGUCUGGUGUUACCUUUUAUGUUUUGGUCGUUUGAAUUUUGAGUUUGGUGUUAUCUUUAAAGUUUAAUAUUUGUCACCAUUGAAUAAUGAUAUAAUAAGCACCUAUUAUUUGCUAUUA
Molecule: messenger RNA, 1049 nt
Organism: Capsella rubella
Lineage: Eukaryota; Viridiplantae; Streptophyta; Magnoliopsida; Brassicales; Brassicaceae
Product: peptidyl-prolyl cis-trans isomerase
Exons: 1
Coding region: 76-831 (251 amino acids)
Biological process (GO): protein peptidyl-prolyl isomerization
Molecular function (GO): peptidyl-prolyl cis-trans isomerase activity
Source: RefSeq, a predicted model, not a curated record